Corythoichthys intestinalis (scribbled pipefish) is the source of this 3590-nucleotide messenger RNA. RefSeq names its product HAUS augmin-like complex, subunit 6 (gene haus6). Gene Ontology annotation, cellular component: mitotic spindle microtubule; HAUS complex. Bases 165 to 1856 code for a protein of 563 amino acids. Gene Ontology annotation, molecular function: microtubule binding. Gene Ontology annotation, biological process: spindle assembly. The transcript is spliced from 16 exons. NCBI's taxonomy places the organism in Eukaryota, Metazoa, Chordata, Actinopteri, Syngnathiformes, Syngnathidae. The record is from RefSeq and is a predicted model, not a curated record.
CACAAAAAGAAGAAGACGAAGACUGCCACCGAAGAAGACAACAUCCGGGUACUUGCUAUAAAAGUUGGCGCGGUCGUCUUUUGAUGGCGGGUGCGGGAAAACAUUGUGGCUGAGACACAUUUAGUGCUCUUUUUCGGCCUUAGUAUUUUGAGUUUGAAUUGGCAAUGGCGCAUAAAACGAAGCCACAAAAAGACCUCGGUCAAUACUUGUGGAAUUGUCUUCUUGGACUUGAUUUCCAACCCGGAAAGUAUAGCGGUUUACGACGCCUCAACCUGAGCCCAAAUAUGUUUGAUGAGCCAAACAACGAAGCCUUCUACGUUGUAAUGAGUUUCCUGUUGGAGAAACUAAAUCCAAUACGGUAUCAACAGACAUUCAGGUAUUGCUUGUCUCCGGAUGGUACAAUUGCAAAGACGGAGCACGCCGUGUUUCGCAAAGAGGCCGCCGCUUGGCUGCGAGAAAUUAUGGAGGAAACUGGAUAUGGUGGCUCCAAAAUCAUCGGGUCCUUGUUACUCACGCCCGGAGGCCCCAAAUUUCUGAACUUGAUGGUCCAUGUAGCUGCGCAUGUCAUCGCACAGGAAAUGAAAACGUUCACCACAGAUGAUAGCUGGGUGUCAGAAGUGGCCACCAAGCCGACGUCCUCCCACGACAUGGCGCUUAAAAGACUCCGUAUGGUCCGGAAAAGGUUUCUGAAGGCGGAGGAACGCCAGAAAAAUGUUCAAUUAGAGUGCCAGAAUGGAUCCCGGAGUAUCAUGAAGGCUAUACAAGACACCACAUCUCAGAGUCGGGAGUAUGACGAACUGCUCAAACAGCACCAUGCAAAGUCUGUGCUGGAGGAGUCUCCCCUCGAUGACAAAGCUGAAAAGGUUCGAUCCCUGUGGUCAGUCGUGGAUGUAAUGCUGUCAAAAACUGAUGGAGACAUUAAUAUUUUGGAAAGCGCACUGAAAGGAGAGGUGAACCAGUACGUACUGGACGGCACGGAGCGCCUCCUCCAAAUCCCCCGCAGCCUUCAGGAGAGGAUGGAGCGAUACCCGCAGAAGUUGAACUUGGGGAAAAUGUACGAGGACGGGCAGCUGAACCUACUCUGCUUCUUGGAGCUUUUGAAUCAAUCUCUGCGCCUCCUGAAGGCUGAGCAUGGCAAGUCUCUGCUCAGUCUUCCCCCGCUCAGCUGGCAGCACCUACAGGACAAACAGCAGGAGUUGGCUCGCCAGCAACAGCGACUCGAGCUCCUCAGACUGAAGAUUUCCAAAGAUGAAAUACCUGAGGUGAUGAGUGGCAUCAGAGAGCUGGAUGCAGAGUCCGACAAGAAGUGGUUGGACAUGAUGAAAAACAUGCCCGUGGGCUUGGUGCUCGAUGACGAUCCGGUGCAUAACUUUCUUUCACCGAUGUCUAUCCCGUCAUUGGAACCAAGCGGUGACGAUUGCGUCUUUUCGCUGUUUCCUGCUGUGCUUCCUGAGAAGCAUUUAGCCUGUAAUCCGACAGAGGAAGAAAGCAAUACUUUGGCAGCUCUCAAAAGCUUUUGCUCGCCUGCAGAAGAGAAAAAUCUCCAAGCACGUGAAGACAACUCUACAACAACUCACGUUUGGGUGCUUGACAUGCCGCCAUCACCUCACGAGACGCCGACUGUAGCGCCACAGGCUACUAAAGUGCCUCCAACCACAGCCAAGAAGAUAAUGGACCUGGAAUGUGAUCGUCUUGCUGAACUGUUUGCACAGGCUGUCACCACAGACGUUGGGAGCGUUGGUCUGGAACUUGAAGAAAUGGCCGAAAUCCUUUAUAACGAUCCGUUCCGCACCCGAAAACAAAUUCCUCGCACGCCAGAAAAUUCAUUUUCAAUUUGGGCUCCCCACCUCCGCUAGAUGACGCCCAAGGCAACCGCGUCGCUAGCUUAUGCUGAGGUACUGAGAUCAAUGGAUGGAUGGAUUUUCUAACUGAUUUGAUUAAAAAGUGUGAAAUUUUAUGGAAAACACAAAGUUGUGUGGGUGAUCAAUCCCAAACUCUUGAACAGUGACUGUCCUAUUUACUCUUAGGGUUAUGUGGACACAUGUGUGCAUUGUCAUUUGAUGGCUGAUUGUAUAUGGAGGCUUCAAUCUGCCGAGGGGGCGUUAAUAUCGUCAAAUUCUAACCUGAACAGCCAUUGUUUCCAGUUAUAGCCACCUUAUUCAGUACACUGUGCAACCCAAACGAUGAUAGGAAUGCCAUGGUGAAGGCCUCCCUGAGCUCCCAUGGAAACUGAGACAAAAAGGCUCCGGGGAUCAAUCUCUUGUAUUCGCCAACUUGAUACUAAGGGAGAGAAUGUAACUAUUGGGUGACUCUCAUACUAAGGGAGAGAAUGUAACUAUUGGGUGACUCGCCUAUGUAGUCUUUGAUUAAAAGCAGAGCUAUUCAGUUUAGGAGGCCAUUGAAUUUCAAAUGGUCAUAUGGACAUAAGAGAGACAUUUUGUGCUAAAGUUAGCCCUCAGCAGUGGCGGUUUUAGGGGUGGGGCCACAGGGGCACUGGCCCCUCUAACUUGAAUGACCCCAGAAGUGCCCCUUUUCCCAUUUUGGCACAAAGCAUGGCAAUCAAAUGAGAGAGAGAAUGGGAUCAUUUUGCUAGACUCUAGUGGUAUCAAACGUACGGCCUGUGAGCCGGAAGCGCCCCGCCAGAGGGUCCGAUCCGGACCGCGGGGUUGUUCUGCCUGAGUUUUUGUAGCUAGUUCAUACUGUACAUACAAUAUCACUUUUUUUUUUUUUUUAAUUUUGACAUUAGUGCCAUAAAUCCAUAGAUUUGUGAUCAAGUGCGUGCGCUACUGCACUUAGCUCAUCUUCAUGUCCCCCGUGACAUUAGUUCAUUUGCCUCUACCUUGACAAAAUGGUUUGUAAGUCUAGCACCGUCAAUGGCAGCCAAGGAGCUAACAAGGAAUUGACCCGCAAAUCCCCCAAAACCAACAGGAAGUGACACCAAAUCAACAGGAAGCAGCUUGGAAAUGCCCCAAAAUCAACAGAAAAUGAUCCAAUAUUUAGAGGCAGUGACGCAAACUUAACUCAUUGACAAAGAUAGAUAUACAACUGACUUAAACUGGGAGGACUGACUGAAUGCUCAUCUUCCAGUGCCACCAACGGUGCUCAAAGAAGCAAAAAUGUUUUUGCCGCCACCUGCAGGUUAAUCUGCGUAUUGCCUUGUUGACAAUAACAGAAAAUGAACAAAGAUGGCAGCCACACUUGGCCCAUGAGGGUUACAUGUGGCCGCUUCUUUGUUCUUGGCCCUUGUUUCAGAAAAAUCGUAGAACCGCCAUUGGCCCUCAGCCUGGCUUUGCUAGUAUCAUAGCUAACAUGGCUUUGCGUACAUACCGUAUUGGCCCGAAUAUAAGACGGUGUUUUUUGCAUUGAAAUAAGACUGAAAAAGUGGGAGUCGUCUUAUAUUCAGGGUCUAGACAUUAUACCCGGUUAUGACGCUAGAUGGCGCCAGAUAUCAUUGAAGCGAAUGCUGAACUUGAGUAAUGUUCUGUCAUGACAGAUCUCAGCUACUCUCAAGUUUAACCUGUUUGCAUUAUUUUAUUGCAGUGUUUUUCCUCAUUCAGAUUUGUUUCAAGACUACAGUUAGUUAGACCUCA